CAGCCAUGUGAUUGGCCACGACGAGUCCUCGAGCAGCCCAAUCUCGCACGAGCAGCUGCUUAAGCGUCCCUUUGCGUGAGGGACAAACAUGGCGGACCGGCUAACGCAGCUUCAGGACGCCGUGAACUCGCUUGCAGAUCAGUUUUGUAAUGCCAUUGGAGUGUUGCAGCAGUGUGGUCCUCCUGCCUCUUUUAGUAAUAUUCAGACAGCAAUUAACAAAGAUCAGCCAGCUAAUCCUACAGAAGAGUAUGCCCAGCUUUUUGCAGCACUGAUUGCACGAACAGCAAAAGACAUAGAUGUUUUGAUUGAUUCCUUACCCAGUGAAGAAUCUACAGCCGCUCUACAGGCUGCUAGCUUGUAUAAGCUAGAAGAAGAAAACCAUGAAGCUGCUACAUGUCUGGAGGAUGUUGUCUAUCGAGGGGAUAUGCUUCUGGAAAAGAUACAAAGUGCACUUGCUGAUAUUGCACAAUCACAGCUGAAGACAAGAAGUGGUACCCACAGCCAGUCUCUUCCAGACUCAUAGUGCCACCAUAACCAUGUGGCUGGGAAAAGAACUAUUUCAGUGCAGCUAAAAAUUCUGCAUCAGGUUUAGAUGUAAGCCUUAACCAACAGUUACAGGAAAACAUUAAGCACUAUAAUGUGUGUUACCUUUGUAGCUAUUUUUAAUCAUCUUCUAUUUUCACUCUUGAUAAAUAAGUUUGUAAAAUUGUGAUUGAACCAGCGUUAAGCCAUCAUAUACCAUCAUUUUUAUUAGCUGAAUGAGGUUAUUGGGGCAGAUACUACAUUCAUUGCCGUAGUAUAAUUAAACAGAUCCAUUAUAAAAUUCUGUUGUGACAUAAUUUCUGUCUUUAUUUGUCAUAUUUCUGUAGUCCAUUUACAAAUCAAAACAUCCCUCAAGCCAGAGGAGAGGUGGUAAGUGGAGAGAUACAGGAUAUUUCAAUUUAGUUUGCUAUCCUUUUGUCUCUUUAGAGGUGGUGGUGUAUAAAUUUGGAGCUUUGAGCAGGGAACGUUUCUAAAACUGUUGCUUUUAAGAAACUGAAAGGAUUAGCGUGGCAGGGUGAGAGAUUAGGUAACUUUUAUGCAAACCUUUUCCUUUUCUAGGACCUCAUGCCUAUCCUCAUUCAUCUCUACAUUUUUCUACUAAAAAAUCCUCUUCUCUGUGUGUGGAAUUUCCAUUCUGAGAAAAUUUUCCUUUAUCCUGAACUAUUUUUCUCCUAUCUUUUCACUUGUUUACCUUUUUUAUUUUUCUCCAUUUGUUUGUCAUCACUGUGAAGUGUAUUUCUUGAGUCGAUUCCUUCUCAUUCUCUUACCUGAAUGUACUGUCUUCUGGUUUUACUUCUCAAUCCUUAUCGCUGAGAAUAUACUCCUCCUCUGUCAUUUUCUUUGAUACCAUUUUCUCCAUCCCACCUCAGCUUGUUAUUAGCAUUUGUGUCAGCAUUCUCAAUUAUGAUUACUCAUCGAAUUCUUGGAUCGCUUUGAAUAUACUGAUUAUCUCCACUGGCAAGCUGGACUUGGAAUGUGUUUCACACUGUAACUGGUUCUGUCUUCUGAGGCUGCAUUUUUUCAAAAUAUUCUGAGGUACAUAUGCAGCAAUCUGUUGCUACCCAGAGUUUAAGUUCCUGGAGAAAGCUCAAGAACAAUAGUCUGAGCCCUCUGUCUCUUAUUUCAUAAUCAAGUUCUUGAAAGAUACUUUGUUUCAGAGUUCAGGAGCACCAGUAUUGGCUCCAAAAGCUUCAGCAAUUUGUUGGCUAGUCCUAGAAAUUUUAGAACUUUCCAUUUUUUUUGUGUGUAUUGUCAUUGAAGUUUAAUAAAAAGCACUUCACUAUCAAAGACAUUUGACAUGAAUCUGUACCCUUCUUUAUUUUAUAGUUAUUGGAGGAGAAGAAAAGUGAUUUUCAGCUAGGAGAAUCAAGUAAGACUUAAUAAAAAGCCCAAAACUCAGAAGGAGGGGAACUUUCCAGUCAGAGGCACUGUGUCUGAACAGAGUGAAGCAAGCGUUUUUUUUUUCUUUUCACUCUGUCCUCCCACCCUUUGGCUCUAGAUAUGGCCACACUUGUUCAAAGUGUGCAGCAGAGUGGGGUAACCAAAAUCCCAGACUUUUGGCUGGAGGACUGCAAAGGCGAGCCCCAUGGAACUAGAAAGUAUCAGACUGUGGAAAAGGGAGGAUCUUUGGAAAACCACUCACAAAAAUUGUUUGUGAGCAUCUGCUCAUCCACAUGUGUGGAUGUGACUCUUAACAGUGUAGAUAGAUUUUGAGAAAUGAACUACAGGAGAGAUUGCGGGCCAGAUCCCAGACUGGCCCCUGAAUGGUGCAUACACAAAACAGAUCCCAACAGCACUGUGAAGAUUUUGAGAACAGACACUGAUUGGAAAUACAGCCCACAGUAGCAGGCUGGAAAUUGUGGCCUGAAUCCAAGUGAGUCAAUUGCCUUCUAAGACAAAAAGAAAAAAAUGCUACGUAGGAUUUAAACAAGAUCUUAGAAACUCAUAUACUCAAAAUGUCCUGGAUAUAAUCCAAAAUUGCUCAGCAAACAACUGGAGUUGUUAACUCAUAGGAAAAGACAACAAAUGCCAAUACCAAGAAGACACAGAUGUUGGAAUUAUCUGACAAAGACUUCAAUAUAAAAAUACUCCACUGGCAAGGGAGAAUGAAGAAAACCAAAGACACAAGGGAAAGAUUAGUUCAGAGAACUAAUGGACCACAACUACCACAGCCUCCACCAGACUGAGUGCAGCACAACUAGAUGGUACCUGGCUACCACCACUGACUGCUCUGACAAGGGAUCACAAUAGAGGGUCCCGGACAGAGCCAGAGAAAAAUGUAGAACAAAAUUUUAACUUGUGAAAAAAGAUCAGACUUACUGGCCUAACAGAGACUAGAGAAACCCUGAGAGUAUGGGCCCCAGACACCCUUCAUUUCAUUGAGGAAGUCACUCCUGAGGUUCACCCUUCAGCCAAAGAUUAGACAGACCCAUGAAAGAAAACAAGACUCAAGGGGCACACCAGCCCAGGGCAAGGACUAGAAGGCAGGAGGGGAUAGGAAAGCUAGUAAUAGGGGAGAGAGUUGACAUGUCAUGGGGUUGGUAAACAAUGUCACAGAACAAUAUGUAUACUAAUUGUUUAAUGAGAAGCUAGUUCUGUAAACUUUCACCUAAAGCACAAUUUUAAAAACAAACAAACAAAAAAUGCUCCAAUGGGAAGGGUGAGCACUCUUGAAUAGAAAGAUAGUCUCAGCAAAGAAAUAGAAGAAACAAAUGGAAAUUUUAGAACUAAAAUAUACAGUAAGUGAGAUAAGAAACACUGGGUUGGCUCAAUAGCAGAGGAAGGAUAGAGAAGUGAGAGAAAUUGAAGAUAGAUGAAUAGAAAUUAUCAAGUGUUAAUAACAAUAAAUCAACACAAAUUAACAGAGCCCUAGGGACAUAUGGGAUGGUGAGAAAACCUAAUAAGGUGAAAGUGCUGGGCUGAAAAAAGCAUGUGGAAAUUAUAGUGAGAGACAUGAACUCAGGAUUCAAGAAACUCAACAAACCCUGAACAAAGAAAUCCACACACACACAUUUCAUAAUCAAAUUUCUGAAAAGAUAAAAAAUAUUGAAAGCAGCUAUAUAGAGGUAUAUACAUUGCCUACGGGGAGACGGUGAUGCAGGUUGUUAGUGAGUCUUCCUCCAAUCCUGAUGCCCCAUGCUUCAUUUAGUCUGGCUUCUUGGAUUGUUUGCUCAGCAUACAGAUCAAAUGAGUAUGGUGAAAGGAUACAAGCCUGAUGCACACCUUUCCUGAUUUUAAACCACUCAGUAUCCCCUUGUUCUGUUCUAACGACUGCCUCUUGAUCUAUGUACAGGUCCCUCAUGAGCACAAUUAAGUGUUCUGGAAUUCCCAUUCUUUGCAAUGUUAUCCGUAAUUUGUUAUGAUCCACACAGUUGAAUGCCUUUGCAUAGUCAAUAAACACAGGUAAACGUCUUCCUAGUAUUCUCUACUUUCAGCUAAGAUCCAUAUGACAUCAGCAGUGAUAACCCUUCUUCCAUGCCAUCUUCUGAAUCCUGCUUGAAUUUCUGUCAGGUCCCUGUCAAAGUCCUGCUGCAACUGUUUUUGGAUUAUCUUUAGCAAAAUUUUACAUGCAUGUGAUAUUAAUGAUAUUGUUCGAUAAUUUCUGCGUUCAGUUGGAUCACCUUUCUUGGGAAUGGGCACGCAUAUGAAUCUCUUCCAGUCAGUUGGUCAGGUAGCUGUCUUCCAGAUUUCUUGGUAUAGAUGAGUGAGCACUUACAGUGUUGCAUCCAUUUGUUGAAACAUCUCAACUUGCAUAUGAGCAACUGAUGAUCAGUUCCUCAGUUGGACCCUGGCCUUGUUCUGACUGAUGAUAUUGAGCUUCUCCAUCAUCUCUUUCCACAGAUGUAGCCGAUUUGAUUCCUGUAUAUUCCAUCUGGUGAGGUCCGUGUGUAUAGUCGCUGUUUAUAUUGUUGAAAAAGGUAUUUUCAAUGAACAGGUUGUUGGUCUUGCAAAAUUUGAUCAUGCAGUCGCCAGCGUCGUUUCUGUCCCCAAGGCCAUUAUUUUCCAACCACUGAUCCUUCUCUGUUUCCAACUUUCACAUUCCAACUCCAGUUAUCAGUUCAUCUUGAUUCCAUGUUUGAUCAAUUUCACUACAGAAGUUGGUAAAAAUCUUCAAUUUCUUCAUCUUUGGCCUUGGUAGUUGAUGUAUAAAUUUGAAUAAUAGUCAUAUUAACUGGUCUUCCUUAUAGGCGUGUGGGUAUUAUCCUGUCACUGACAACAUUGUACUUCAGGAUAGAUCUUUUUGACGAUGAGCACAAUGCCGUUCCUCUUCAAUUUGUCAUUCCCAGCGUAGUAAGACCAUGUGAUUGUCUGAUUCAGAGUCUCCAAUACCAGUCCAUUUCAGCCCACUGAUGUCUGUGCUACUGUCUUUUAAGUGUUCGUUUCAUUUUGGUAACUUGAAAUUUUUCUAGAUUCAUACUUUGUACAUUCCAUGUUCCAAUUAUUAAUGGAUGUUUGCAGCUGUUUCUUAUUUUACGACAUGCCACAUCAGCAAAUGAAGGUCUUGAAAGCUUUGCUCCAUUAAGGUCGACUCUACUUUGAGGAGGCAGCUCCUCCCCAGUUGUAUUUUGAGUGCCUUCCAACUCGAGGGGCUCAUCUUCCAGCACUGUAUCAGACAAUGUUCUGCUGCUAUUCAUAAGGUUUUCACUGGUCAGCUCUUUUAGAAGUUGAUCGCCAGGCCCUUCUUCCUAAUGUGUCUUAGUCUGAAAGCUCUGCUGAAAUCUGUUCAUCAUGGGUGACCCUGCUGGUAUUUGAAGUACUGAUGGCACAGCUUCUGGCAUCACAGCAACACACAAGCCACCACAGUACGGCAUCCUGACAGAUGAGUCCACAGUAGACAACCAAAAAUACCACUUCUCUGCACACUGGAAUGAUGUCCCUUCAUACUUAUCCUUUGGGACCAUCUCUGAUCAGGGCUAUGAUUGUUGCCAUAUAUAAAUAUAUAAAAGAAAAUAUAUAUGUUACAUUAAAUCCAUAUAAAAUCUAGAAAUUGGGGUUGUGACUGUAUUGUGAUUAAAGUCAGACUUUUAUUGACUAGAUCUACAGUAACCAUGAAGUGGUUCAGGAAACCACCCUACUCACUAUGGGAUGAACCUGAACCAAAAUGCCGUUAAUACUUGAUCAUUCUAAGCCUCUGCUCUGACUAGUAACCUAUAGAGCUUCUUGGGUCCCCAGGAAUUAGUGACAGCUACUGCCCCAAAUCCCCAAAAGUAAGUAUUUCACUUUCCUUAUGUACAGUCACCCUAAUAAAUGACUGCAGAUCCUUUUGGAUAAAGCUAGGAAGAAGAUCUUUGCAUAGUUUUGGCAGUCUAGCAGGGUCUUUUGUCAAGGGAACUCAACUUCUUCACUGGAGGGUCUUUGGUUCUGUGACCUGCCUUUAGUCUAGAAAUUGGAUAAGGGGCUGUGACUCUAUUAUGGUGAUUAAAGUCAAGCCUCUUAUUGUUUCAUUAUAUAAAUCAAGAUUUUAGAAGCCUUGUUCUCGAUUUCUAGGGACACCAUGAUCAGUAAAUUAACACCAAAAUUUUUUGUAGGUGAAACCAUUUUGAUUACUGCUUUGGCGCUGCUGUCCAUUAUGUUAGCCAAACUCACUUUGUCUCUGGAGGUUAAGUCUUUCCACUCUUCUCCUCCCAAUCCAUCUCCCAUCAUAUCCAUUGAAUUUAAGGGGCCAGUUUUAAUGGGAGUGUCUUUUACUAUCAUUCCUAACCUUCAGUAACAGCCAUUACAGAAUCUUUCAAAGAUGGUAUUACUCCUCUUGCCGGUGAUUUUGUUUGAAAGUGCUGAUGAAAAGAAUGUCCUCUGAGCCCUUCCAGCAGAUAUAGAGUUUGAGUGAACAGGUCAUACAUAAUAAAUUCACGCCAGCAUUUCUUUCUCCUUGAGUCUUAGACUACCAUUCUCUAUAUACCAGCGAUGUUUUGGCACUUCUCAUUUAGUGCAAGUUACCCUUAGAUACAAAUACUCACUAACAAAACAAGUGAUUACAAGUGAUAAGUAACUUUUACCAUGGGCUGUAAUUGCUCCAUUUAUCACAGUAAUUGGGAUAUUAAUACCUUUUAAUAUAGUCAGAUCAGAGAAUUCCAGUUUCUCAUCCUUAAAGUUCUAUGUCCCUGUUACUACUUCUGGUACCAAAACUAUCAGUGAGAGCUUAGCUGUGAGAAAACAGUUACAGCAAAUAUUACAGGAAUAAGAGAUGUGAUAAAGGAAUUAGAGUUUACACAAAAGGUGGAAGGAGCUGGAGAAGUUAAAGACUGGAAGGAGAAAGUCAGAGGAUCAGUAAAACACUAACUGCAUCAUCCUAAAGCAAUGGCGUGGAUGGACAAGUGGGAGCCUGUAAUAAAGUCUGAAGCUGUGCACACAUGGCCACCAAAGUGUGAAUAUGAAGGAGAAGCUCAUGAACAGACCUUUCAAAGCUGAUGCCUCUUAGAAGUAGCUGCCUAUAUGAAAACCACUCUCCCUUCAUUAGGCCAGUUUUUAUCCCAGCUUAGUACACCUUGAUCUUCAACUCCAGUUUGAUCAAUGGCAAGUCUUAGUAGAGAGAUAGGCCUAAAGCCUUAGAACUGGACUCUCAACAGAAUAAUUGAUCUUCUGCUUAAAACACUCAAAUGGCUAUUCAUUUCACUCAGAGUAACAGUUAAAGUUCUUAAAAUGGCCUAUAAGGUCCUGUGUAAUCUGGCACCUUGUUACUUUGCUGCCCUCAUCUGUUUUGCCUUUAGUUGGCAGGUCUUUGCCUACAGUUGAACAUACCAGGCACACUUAUCUCUUUGCCCUAGAUGUUCUCUCCACUUGGAAUGCUUGUGCCCCGAUAACCCCAUGAUCCCACUUCCUUGGACCUCCUUCAGAUCUUUACUCAAAUGUGACCUCACAGAGACCGUUCCUGACCUGAGUGCAACUCAUCAUCCGAUUCUCCAUAUCCCCUUCUUUUUUUUUUUUU
This is a messenger RNA of Loxodonta africana (African savanna elephant), 7468 nucleotides long. RefSeq names its product mediator complex subunit 21 (gene MED21). The coding region runs from base 89 to 523 and encodes 144 amino acids. Gene Ontology annotation, cellular component: mediator complex. The record is from RefSeq and is a predicted model, not a curated record. The transcript is spliced from 4 exons. Gene Ontology annotation, molecular function: transcription coregulator activity. Lineage: Eukaryota; Metazoa; Chordata; Mammalia; Proboscidea; Elephantidae. Gene Ontology annotation, biological process: regulation of transcription by RNA polymerase II.